This is a messenger RNA of Aspergillus clavatus NRRL 1, 639 nucleotides long. RefSeq names its product cupin domain-containing protein. The transcript has 2 exons. NCBI's taxonomy places the organism in Eukaryota, Fungi, Ascomycota, Eurotiomycetes, Eurotiales, Aspergillaceae. The record is from RefSeq and is a predicted model, not a curated record. The coding region runs from base 1 to 639 and encodes 212 amino acids.
AUGAAUCGAGGUUUACGAUUGCUCCAGCGCCAGUUUGGUCCGUCUUGCUCAGUAACUCAUUCCAAUCGGUCAUUCAUCACACCCAGUAUCUUUUUUCGACAAUAUCUCCAAAGGGGCUUCCAUCAAAGUACCGCCAAGAUGUCCAACUUCGACAAGUUCAAUGGCAAUACGAAGAACAGCCCACCCAAAAAUGAGAUGGUUUAUCUACCGGGCGUGAUGUCGCCCGAUCGCAAGUUCGGCGUGUUCCGCAAGGUCCUCCAUACCGGAUUGUACUCCCAAUUCGUCGCGAUGGAGGUACCAGUGGAUGGGGAAAUCGGUGACGAGAUUCAUACCGUCGAUCAAACUCUCAUCUUCACCCAUGGCAAGGGAAAGGCUAUCGUCGCUGGGAAGGAGCAGGAGAUCAAGGAGGGCGACGUGGUCAUCGUUCCUGCCGGUACCCAGCACCAGUUCCUCAAUAUCGGUAACGUUCCCUUGGAAGUGGUGACAAUCUAUGCCCCCGCCGAGCAUGCCCCACACAGCGUGCACCAGACCAAAGCCGAGGGCGAUGAACAAGAAGACAAAGGCGAGGACGAGGCACCGGAUUGGAGUCGGAGAAGCAAGGCAGAGAACGAGAGGCUAGGGCUUGUAAAGUUGCCAUGA